CUUGCUCCGAUAAACACUGGAAAGCCCUGCCCCACUGGCCAAUGCAUUCCUCCCCGAAAGCUCAUUUUGUUUGUGGGCUUUAUUUUGAGAGUUUUAAAAAAACCGAUUUUGUGCUAUUUUUUUUGCCCUAAUUUUGAUUAAAAGCGCAUUUCUAUGGUUUGCCGAACGCUUUGAUUUUGAUUAAAGUCACGUUUUCUCUGGUUUCCAUAACCGCUUUAAAACCAGCAGCUUUUGAUCUAUUCCUCCUCAAAAAUGGGGAAAAAUCACGGUCUUUGGUGACAUUCUCUGUAGGAUUUCAUUAGAUUAGGGCAGAUCAGAACCGCUUUCCUCUGGUUCCAAAAGGUCUUUGAAACAGUUGGAUUUGCUUCAUUAAACAUUAAAAAUCGCAGAAAGAGUUUUUAGUAAGGUUUUAUCAGAUCAGAGAGAAAGAGAGCCACUUGUUUCUGGCUUUUGAAAACCACUCAGGCUAGGUGGUUCUGAGUCAAUUAAGUGCCAAUAUGUUUCAAGUUUCAGGGGAAGGGAUGUUAAUGGUGACUGCAAGAGCUCCCACAAAUAUUGCAGUAAUUAAAUACUGGGGAAAAAGAGAUGAGAGCUUGAUCCUUCCUAUAAAUGAUAGCAUUAGUGUGACUCUUGAUCCAGAUCACCUAUGCACUACAACGACUGUGGCAGUUAGCCCUAAUUUUGAGUCUGAUCGCAUGUGGCUUAAUGGAAAGGAGAUUUCCCUUUCUGGAGGUAGAUACCAGAGCUGUCUCAAGGAAAUCAGACAACAAGCCGGAGAUGUGAUUGAUGAGAAUAAGGGGAUUUGCAUUAAGGGAGAAGAUUGGCAAAAGUUGCAUGUGCAUAUUGCUUCCUAUAAUAAUUUUCCUACUGCAGCUGGGUUAGCUUCUUCAGCUGCUGGAUUUGCAUGUUUAGUAUAUGCCCUUUCAAAAUUGAUGAAUGUGAAAGAGCAAUAUGAGCUUUCAGCAAUUGCACGACAAGGUUCUGGAAGUGCUUGUCGAAGUCUUUAUGGUGGCUUUGUGAAGUGGGCAAUGGGAAAUGAUGUGAACGGAAGUGACAGCAUUGCCAUUCAACUUGCACGUGAAACACACUGGAGCGAUCUUGUAAUUCUUAUUGCUGUGGUGAGUUCACACCAGAAGGAAAUAAGUAGCACCACUGGUAUGCGUGAGAGUGUUGAAACAAGUGAGCUUUUGCUUCAGAGAUCACAGAAUAUUGUCCCCAAACGCAUAAAGCAAAUGGAAGAAGCCAUUAGAAAUCGCGAUUUCACAACUUUUGCAAAGUUGACCAGUGCAGAUAGUAAUCAGUUUCAUGCUGUGUGCUUGGAUACAUCUCCCCCUAUAUUCUACAUGAACAAUACAUCUCAUAGGAUAAUCAAUUGCAUUGAAAGAUGGAACCAGUCUGAAGGAACUCCUCAGGUCUCAUACACUUUUGAUGCGGGCCCCAACGCCGUCAUGUUUGCGCCCAAUAGAAAAGUUGCUAGUCUUUUGCUUCAAAGGCUGCUUUUCUAUUUCCCCCCACUUCCAGGAGAUGAUUUGUCUAGCUUUGUAAUUGGGGACCAGUCAAUACUCCAAGAAGCCGGUAUAGGGUCAAUGAAAGAUGUCCAAAGCUUAUCGCCUCCUCCUGAAACCAAAGAUUCAAAAUUUCUAUCAAAACAUGGCGGGAGUGUGAGCUAUUUUAUCUGCACAAGGCCAGGGCGAGGUCCUGAAUUGCGUGCACAUGGGGAUGCUCUUAUCCACCCUCAAACUGGUCUGCCAAAGUGAGUUUAUACCUGACCGAAAUCUCUCUUUCUCUCUCCCUGGCUUCGUGUUGUAGUUACUUUCAGUUUGUUUGUAUGGAAAUUCGGAAUUCCUUGAGAGGAGUCCACUCCGAGGAUGGAUGAACUUGUAAUUUUUUCAUGUUUUAUUCGUUGGCAGUGGCCUCUAGUGAGUUUUCUAGUGGAUUUUCUUCCCCUUAAAACCUUUUUUUUGUUGUUGUCA
Messenger RNA from Amborella trichopoda, 1973 nucleotides. Its product is annotated as GHMP kinase family protein. The record is from RefSeq and is a predicted model, not a curated record. Lineage: Eukaryota; Viridiplantae; Streptophyta; Magnoliopsida; Amborellales; Amborellaceae. Gene Ontology annotation, cellular component: cytosol. Gene Ontology annotation, molecular function: diphosphomevalonate decarboxylase activity. Gene Ontology annotation, biological process: isopentenyl diphosphate biosynthetic process, mevalonate pathway; isoprenoid biosynthetic process.